AUGUACUCUGUGCUGGACUUUAGAACGGGCAGGCAGACGGGUGUGGAGACAGGUGAGGUGAGCCAGUGGCAUUACAGGAAGAGAGAUCUCCGACGACAGACAUGGUAUGAAAAACCACUUCAUUGUUUGGGGUUUUCGGUUUAAUAAUUUCUGUACAUGUUUAAGCCAACUCAUGGUGUAUUUUUUGUGUUUUCUGUUUAAUAAUUUCCAUUUAAUAAUUUGUGUUUAAGCCAAUUCAUGGUGUAUUGUGUUUUUCUCAGGCUAAAUUCCUGUCAGGAACUCAGAUCAACGGUAAGGUGUGCUAUGUUGUUUGCUAGCUUUUCUUUUGGUGUGUGAGAGGUCACUUGAGACAUAAAUAAUGUCAGUCUUUUUCAAUAAAUUGAUAUUGAACAGUAGAGUAAAAUAUUGUGACUAACUUUGAGAGCAAUGUCUUUUAAAAAGGGAUUUUAGAAAAGAAGAAUCCCAUUUGAGGGUAAAAGUAUGAUUUAUUUCUUCCUCUACACUUGUCGAAGUGAGACAAGAACAUUUAACUGCCUCCUUGGAGUGAGACAAGAACGUUUAACUGCCUCCUCAGAGUGAGACAAUAACGUUUUAAUUGCCUCCUUGGAGUGAGGAGAAUGCAUUGAUGCAUUUUGACAUUGUAAUAUGCACUGUUUUUAGAAUAUAUUAUCCUGAUUAUUAAUUUUUUCUCCACAGUCAUAGUUUCUUUUUUACCCAGAACCUCAGUGCAUUAUUUGCAUGUUUUUCUCCCUGUAGAGUUCAAGGAAUGUUUCUCCUUGUAUGACAAGAAGCGCAAGGGGAAGAUUGAAGCCAAGGACCUGAUCACAGUUAUGCGCUGUCUGGGGACGAGUCCCACCUUCGGUGAGAUCGACAGACACCUGCAGGUCCACAAGAUAGGUAUGCCAUCAAGGUCCCCUCACUUACCCUGGGGGCAUUUCAAUAGUCUAGUGGCUUACCCUGGGGGCAUCUCAAUAGUCUAGAGUGACUUACCGUGGGGGCAUCUCAGUAGUCUAGAGUGACUUACCCUGGGGGCAUCUCAGUAGUCUAGAGUGACGUACCCUGGGGGCAUCUCAGUAGUCUAGAGUGACUUACCCUGGGGGCAUCUCAAUAGUCUAGAGUGACUUACCCUGGGGGCAUCUCAAUAGUCUAGAGUGACUUACCCUGGGGGCAUCUCAGUAGUCUAGAGUGACUUACCCUGGGGGCAUCUCAAUAGUCUAGAGUGACUUACCCUGGGGGCAUCUCAAUAGUCUAGAGUGACUUACCCUGGGGGCAUCUCAGUAGUCUAGAGUGACUUACCCUGGGGGCAUAUCAAUAGUCUAGAGUGACUUACCCUGGGGGCAUCUCAGUAGUCUAGAGUGACUUACCCUGGGGGCAUCUCAGUAGUCUAGAGUGACUUACCCUGGGGGCAUCUCAGUAGUCUAGAGUGACUUACCCUGGGGGCAUCUCAGUAGUCUAGAGUGACUUACCCUGGGGGCAUCUCAGUAGUCUAGAGUGACUUACCCUGGGGGCAUCUCAGUAGUCUAGAGUGACUUACCCUGGGGGCAUCUCAGUAGUCUAGAGUGACUUACCCUGGGGGCAUCUCAGUAGUCUAGAGUGACUUACCCUGGGGGCAUCUCAGUAGUCUAGAGUGACUUACCCUGGGGGCAUCUCAGUAGUCUAGAGUGACUUACCCUGGGGGCAUCUCAGUAGUCUAGAGUGACUUACCCUGGGGGCAUCUCAGUAGUCUAGAAUGACUUACCCUGGGGGCAUCUCAGUAGUCUAGAGUGACUUACCCUGGGGGCAUAUCAAUAGUCUAGAGUGACUUACCCUGGGGGCAUCUCAGUAGUCUAGAGUGACUUACCCUGGGGGCAUCUCAGUAGUCUAGAGUGACGUACCCUGGGGGCAUCUCAGUAGUCUAGAAUGACUUACCCUUGGGGCAUCUCAGUAGUCUACAGCAGGGCUCUCCAACCCUGUUCCUGGAGAGCUACCGUCCUGUAGGUUUUCGCUCCAAACCUAAUCUAGCGCACCUGAUUCGAAUAAUUAGCUAGUUAAUAAGCUGAAUGAGGUUAGUUACAACUGGGGUUGGAGUGAACCUACAAGAGGGUAGCUCUCCAGGAACAGGGUAGGGAGAGCCAUGGUCUAGCGUGACUUACCCUGGGGGCAUCUCAGUAGUCUAUAGCAGGGGUAUUCAACUCUCACCCUACGAGGUCUGGAGCCUGCUGCUUUUCUGUUCUACCUGAUCAUGAAUUGCACCCACCUGGUGUUCCAGGUCUAAAUCACUCCCUGAUUAGAGGGGAAAGAUGAAACAACCCAGUGGAACUGGAACUGGUUGAGUUUGAGGGGUCUAGAGUGACGUCCUCUCUUCAUCUGCGUUACCAUGACAUCUUUUCCCCCCAAUUUUAUUUUUUUAAAGGUCAGUGCAGAUGAAGGGAACAAGCAGGGAAGUGGAAGCCAUUAGAAUAUUGAAGUGGCUCUAGACACCUGGUGAUCUAGCUGAACUGUUUAGGAAUGGUAGUGAGAUUUUGGCUGUAAAUGAUUUAACAGGCAGGCAAGCUGCUACUUGGGGAGGUGGGUGGAGGGAGAAAAUGUCACCUUGUUGUCACAUUGAGUGUAACCUACACAUUAGCUGAAAUCUGUCCAGGCUUGUUCCAAUUCCAUUUAUUACAUUAAAACAUAUAUUUAUCUUCUCUCAGCUCUUCAUAAUUGCUGCACUGAACUUUUUAACCUGGGGGAAGUACUGAGAAAUAUUCAAACCAAUUAACUGAUUUGGUAAUGUGAAAAUGGCUUUGGUUAAAACACGUUUGACUCAACAGAAUUUUUUUCCAUCAAUCCCCAAUUUCCUGAGAACAACAUAGAACUGAAUGUCUUUCUGAGAGUCAAAAAGUGUGUCUGCUCUGUUACUCUGAACUUUAUGCCCAUUUGCAGUUCAUUCUUUUACACAUUUACACAGGCAGCUCAAUUCUGAUAUUUUUUUCGCCUCAUUGAUUUUUUUUGACCAAUCAGAUCAGCUCUGAAAAAGAUCUGAUGUGAAAAGAUCUGAUGUGAUUGGUCAAAAGACCAAUUCAUGGAAAAAAUAUCAGAAUUGGGCUGCCUGUGUAAACGCAGCCACAUUGACACAAUCCACUGCCCUAACUAAUGAUUUGAUUGAAGAAGUAAGUAAUAAUCAACAAUGCUCAGUAGAGUUGUAUGAAAAUACACCACAACUCGGCCAUGUAGCAGAUAACCAGUCACUUUAACAGCAGCAUUUAGGCCUACUUUGGAUCAAUGGUGCCCUUUGCAGGUGAUUAGUUCUAUGGAUCUCCUUCCUUCUCCAGAUAAGAAGGGCGAGCUGGACUUCUCCACCUUCCUGACCAUGAUGCACCGGCAGAUCCAGCAGGAGGACCCCAAGGCGGAGAUCCUGGAGGCCAUGAGGAUGACGGACAAGCAGAACAAGGGCUACAUCCUGGCUUCUGAGCUCCGGACCAAGCUCACCAAGCUAGGAGAGAAGCUAACUGAUAAAGAAGGUAGCCUACAAUGUGUUUCUAUCACUAUGGGUUUUAGCUGACAUGGAUUAAGACCGGACUAGAUAUAAUGCUUAAUGGAGUCUCUAUUUAAAAUGCUGUUUAAUGCAGGAGUAGUAGAUAGGCUUAAUCUGGGUCGGGGAAACUGGCCCUGAAAGUGCAGCUUGACAGUCUGAAUUGGCUCCUUCUUACAAUCUCUUAUACAUAAUAUGCACUGAGGUUAAAAAGAAAAGUAAAAUAUAACUGGUAUACCUUUUCCUGGUAUUUGUUAUCAUCAGUCCAGCUCUUUUAACCCUUUACACUCGUACCCGUAUACGGGUUGAAAAUGGCAGAUUUGGGCACUGAUAAACGCCUAAAUUGGAACGCAGUGUCUGUCUGGACAGUAACGUUCUAUACAUGACGUCAGAGCUCUGGCUCUGCGCUUCACAGCGCUGUAUCGGUUUUGACUGACAGCCAUUCUGAACUUGAGCACUGCUUGCGAAAAGAAGUUGCCCCAUCCCUCCCGGUAAUUGGGCAACUUUUUAAAAUGUUUCGUUGUGUGCGUGAGGGAAAUGUUGUAAAUUAAGAGGGCUCUAUGUAUUUGAAAGAUGAGACGUUGAGGAUUAUAAUAAAUACUGGUUUGAUGUCAUACAUGCAAGCCUAACACCAGUGAGUCUAAAUGGGCACUUCACAUUUCCAUGUCAUAAAUGUAAUUUCAUAUACAGUGUUUGUUUAUGAUCACUAUGUUUGAUGUAUAGUUACAAGAUGACAUGGCGUCAUAUCCUGGGUUAUUUUGAACAGAAUGAGCCUGUUUGUCUACAGUGAAUAACAUUUGCCUCGGCACACGCACUUGAAUGCACUCAUGACUCCUUUCUAUAGACGGGUUGGUUGUUUAGCAACAACAGCGCAACUAUGGGGCGAAACAGACGGGGUGCUCUUAGAUUGUUGAAACGUGUCAAAUAUAUUUGUAUUUAUUGAAAACACAAAUACAUUUGCACAAUGAGCACUUUUCUCUCAAAUACAUUGUUACAGUUGUUGGUUAGCUAGCUAGCGAAUUUUUUGCCAUAUUAGUAGAGACAUGACAUCAGUCCAAACACCUCAAAACAAGACAUGGUAUCAAGAACAAGAUAAAACUAGCUGAAACGAGCCACCUACGAUUCCGCUCAUGGCAGCAGCUUUUCAUUGUUGCUAGAUAUCUGACCAUCCAGAAUCACAACAACACACAGACUUCUGCCCCAUUGAAUCACGUGCAUCAUUUUCGUGGCGUUGUCAGCUAACCCGUCUAUGCGCACCGAAAUUACGAUAUGUUUCCCUAAAUUGCAUUGUGAAAGCCUAACACUUUAAUAUUGUAUUUCAUAACGUAGAUAGUCAUGUUGGCAAUAGAACAUGCUUUCAAAUGAUUCACACCUGACCCAGAUUGCGAUUUUAUAAUGGACUGUUUUUGGAUUGCGUGAACAACAACAAUAACUGUGAUUGCGGGGAUGCUGGGCUGUGUUCCAAACAAAAUACCUACAAGUGUGCUUGCUCUAAUUCUUCAACGGCACAGCUAGGAGAGCUCAAAAAAGCACCUUACAGUUGAAGCCUUUUCUAUGAGUCAUAAAAGUGCAUAGACAUUUCUUAGGAAAUGUGCACACUUUGGAGAGAUGUGUGGCCACUCAGACACCAGUUAGACCUCUCACUCAAACCUCUUAUUGUUCUGUCUUGUGUUGCACCUACAACACAUUUCCCAGGAAUAUUAUUAUCAUGUUACUGAAUGUAUCCAGAGUAUUUUCAGAUUUCGUUAACAACAAAUGUGGCAAAAAGUACAGAAAAUGUUAAAUGCACAUAAAAUCAACAGUGUAAGGUUUGGAUUCAGUCUUGUCAGGUGAACUGCUGUGUCCUCACCUUUUUAGUCUAACUAUUUCCCCAUAAUCUCUAAACUGUUCCCUUUUCAUUGCUACCAUGUUUAUGCAUAUGAUUUUCAUAUUUCUUCUGUAAGAAACAUUUCAAUGUAGCCCUAUCCAUAUAGGCCAAUUCCCAGCAGUGUAAAGGGUUAAAUUAGUGCAGAUGGGGGAAAUAGAGAAACAAGGCCACUUUAGACUAUUGAGAGACACCCAGUGCCUUCAAGAGACCCUAUGGAAAUACACAUUGAGAUGGCAGCUUUCCCACUGGACACACUGGUUGAAUUAACGUUGUGUCCACAUCAUUUUAAUUCAAUUUAAUUGACAUCUGUGCCCAGUGGGUCAAGUCAUUCUCAUGUGUCAACACAUACAUUAACUGAAUCUUGUGUCAAUUUGCAAAUUAUAAAACACUUAAAUGUUUUUUAACGAUUCUACCUGGUAACAUACUUGUGGUUGGUCCCAAAUCAGCGAAUUAACAUGAAGUUAUUUCCCCUCUAAAAUUUGCAGUGGACGAGCUGUUCAGAGAAGCCAACGUGAAGUCUAAUGGCAAGGUGCACUACGAGGAGUUCACCAGGAUGGUGACACUACCGUCAGUGGAUUACUGAGGGACAGGAGGAGGUGACGUCCUUUAUGAUAGGGAAGCAUGGUCAUGGAAGGGACCUGGUUAUGCAUGCACUGAGCAUUACCCAACCACCUCCAUGCACAUAAUUUAUUGAUCAUCUAGGUUUGUAUCUAUUGUAGGCUACGUUCUAUCAUUUAUACAAGUGCAUUUGAUUAAUUAAAUGGAUGAAUCUUUUUUAUUUUUUAUUGAGGGUUUGUAUUUUACUUGCUGCAGGAAGAGUAGCUGCUGCAUGUGCAAUAGGUAAUGGAGAUUCAAAUAAACAAAAUAAACACAACUAUCCCUUUUCGAUGUUGAGUUUAAAACUGUUUGUUGAACUUGUGUUCUAGGUGUAGGAUUUUAUAAAUGUAGUUUACAUGGUGCAAUCACUCAAGCUCUUUCAGCCAUACCAUUGAACUAAAAAGUUGUGCAAGUUGUUUGUUCCUCCCACAAUAUUCUUUACAAUAACAAUUUAAGUCAAUAUUUACAUGUCAUAGUAACCAAAUUAUACACCGUCAUUAGUAGGAAUGUAUGUUUAAAAAAAAUACUAGUUAUGUAGGAAGGACCGAAUUCUUUGCACACACACUGCAUAUUGUGUCAAUAGUGUGCAGCUGUAGCCUGCAAUUGGAGGUGAAUUAUUUGCCCACACACCAUUCAUUUAUGGCAUAAAUUACACGUCAAAGGAAUUCUCUGCCUAAUAUAUUGUCAGUAAGCAUAUAUAUUUUUUACAAGAACGUAAUGGCAUUUAAUUUAGUCAUCCAAUAUAGCUAAGCCAUUAUUAAGGAGUGCAGGGGGGCAGGAGGAAUAUGUGGAGAAUAUACAGGUAACUGCCAAAAUAA
Molecule: messenger RNA, 6775 nt
Organism: Coregonus sp. 'balchen'
Lineage: Eukaryota; Metazoa; Chordata; Actinopteri; Salmoniformes; Salmonidae
Source: the annotation of a GenBank genome assembly